GGGGAAAUAACUGACCUUUUCCCUUUCUCACGCUCUCGAGAAAUCCAUCCUUCAACAAAAGCCCGCUUCAUCGGUGCAGCUUACGUCCAUCACCCUUCUUCCCUCCCGACGUCCGUGCAGACUCACAGAUUGAAAACAUGACUGCCGCAGUUUCUGCCUCUGUUCCUGCACCAGCCGAGAAGACCAAGGUCGACGCGUUCGAAGUUGGGUGGCUCUUUGUUCAAGAGUAUUAUACCUUCCUCAACCGGGAUCCCCAACGUCUCCACUGCUUCUACAACAAAAAGUCAUCCUUCUUGCACGGUCACGAGGGUGAGGCCACCGCGAAGACCUGCCAUGGUCAGCAGGAAAUCCACAGCCGGAUUGUGGAGCUAGACUUCCAGGACUGCAAAGUCUUGGUGUCCAAUGUGGAUAGUCAGGCGUCGCUCAACGGCGGCAUUGUUGUUCAGGUCCUUGGAGAAAUGUCCAACAAAGGGGGUGCUUCCCACAAAUUUGCGCAGACGUUUUUCCUUGCUGAACAGCCCAACGGAUAUUACGUUUUGAACGACAUUUUCCGUUUCCUGAAGGAAGAUAUUGAUAAUGAAUACGAGGAAGCAGAGGACCCUACUGGCGGUCUGGAACUCCAGGAAACUUACGUCCCGGAGGACACCACACAGCCAUCAUACGUGGAACCUGUGUCGGCGGAACCGGAGGUUAGACCUGCGACUCCAAGAACGACGGUGGAGAAGGCACGCAGUCCCUCACCUUUGAAGGAGGAAGUGGUCGCCGUUCCCGACGUGAAACCCGCCCACGCUGACGAAAGCCGUGUUACGGACAACGUUGCGUCAGACGCCUACGGAUUGGCUACCUGGGAACCAACUCCCGCCGCAGAACCUGUCGCCGAGUCAAAGGCCGCCUGGGGGACCAUUCCCAAGAGUAAACCCGUGGCCGCAACACAGGAAAUCACCGAAAACAAAAAGGCCAGCGCACAAUCGACGUCCGCUCAGAAUGCAAACACCACCGCCACCGGUAAGCAAGCUGCACCUACCACUCCCAGCAAGCCCAAAACAUGGGCAAGCCUUGCGGCAAAUAAUGCUGCUAGUUGGGGACCGGACGUGUCCCCAGCUAAAGGACACAUUAGCGCCGGUCAGAACAGAGCACCACCUGCCGCACAGCAACGACCCGCGUCUCCUCAAAAACCCGUUUCAAAACCCGCCGAAAAGUCAUCAGAUGCAGAACCCGCGUCCGAAACAACCCCAGCAAGCGAGCACAAGGAUGGAGGUUUCCGUGAGGUUCAAAACCGACAGCAUAAGAGGGCGUCCCAGCCUCCUCAGCAGCAACAGCAACAGCACCAAGAAGACGAUCGAGAAAAGUUCUCUAUUUACAUUCGUGGCAUUUCGGAGGCCAUUGAUAGAAAGUCAUUGACGGAGACUUUCAGUAAGGUCGGUACCGUGCGCAACGUAGACCUGAUUCCUUCCAAGAAUAUUGCUUUUGUCGAAUUUACCACCGUUGAAGCGGCCCAGAAGGCUAUUGGCAACAGCUUUACAGUUAAUGGACAGACCGUGACGGCAGAGGAGCGUAGGAAGCCUCGUCCUUACUCCCGCAAUGGACCUCCGGGUCAGUACCCACAACGCCGUGAUUACCACGACGGAGGGGCUCGUGGCAGAGGCGAGGGCGGUUUCCACAACCGCGGUGCGCAAGGUAACCGUGGUCGGGGAGGAUUUGGUGGUUCGCAGAAAUCAGUUGCUGCGGGCAAACCCAUGAACGGGAAACACUGAUACCUGGACUAGCGACAGCACCAGUGAAUUUACUGGGAUUGUCGGAGGAUGAUUGAUCAACAUGAGUGUAAUAUAUUAUAAGAUUUUCAAGAUGCCACUUGUUGGCUAAACUGUUGGCUGAA
Molecule: messenger RNA, 1876 nt
Organism: Spizellomyces punctatus DAOM BR117
Lineage: Eukaryota; Fungi; Chytridiomycota; Chytridiomycetes; Spizellomycetales; Spizellomycetaceae
Exons: 6
Coding region: 138-1754 (538 amino acids)
Biological process (GO): ribophagy; protein deubiquitination
Cellular component (GO): ribonucleoprotein complex; Ubp3-Bre5 deubiquitination complex; cytosol
Molecular function (GO): mRNA binding
Source: RefSeq, a predicted model, not a curated record